AUGCUCACGGGUGAUUCGUUGUUUGCGCGGCAGGCGGCCCUGCCCAGCUUAACUGGUCCGACUAUGAUGAACCUGGCAACAAAUAUACUUUAUAAUCGGGCAUCAAACGCUUCUGGGGACAUUGAGCACCCGCCGAAUCUCAUUUACGCGAGCUAUGCUGCUUUCCUUCAUCUUGCUUCGGGGACUCUGGUUGAUCUCAAGUGGGUGGCGUUCUUUGGGGCCGCUAUGUUUGGCUUUCCCGUUCCAUCAUGCGAUUUGGAGAUCCCAUCCCCUACCUCUUGGUUUAUGGCUUUGUGCUGUUCGGUAUUCUCUUAUGGGUUGAUUAGCUAA
Messenger RNA from Suillus discolor, 330 nucleotides. RefSeq lists its product as uncharacterized. The record is from RefSeq and is a predicted model, not a curated record. Bases 1 to 330 code for a protein of 109 amino acids. NCBI's taxonomy places the organism in Eukaryota, Fungi, Basidiomycota, Agaricomycetes, Boletales, Suillaceae. The transcript is spliced from 2 exons.